Molecule: messenger RNA, 1103 nt
Organism: Salmo salar (Atlantic salmon)
Lineage: Eukaryota; Metazoa; Chordata; Actinopteri; Salmoniformes; Salmonidae
Biological process (GO): cytolysis in another organism; pore complex assembly; monoatomic cation transport
Cellular component (GO): pore complex
Molecular function (GO): channel activity
Source: RefSeq, a predicted model, not a curated record
AAUAUCUCCCAUAGUAUUUGAUGUAAUAGAACUAGCAGUAGCCAGUAGAACACCAGCAAAUACAGGAAAAGUGAAAACUAUUACAUUGGUAUGCAGUGUUUCCUGUUCUUCGUUCAAAAGUAUGCCUCAUUUUCUGUGUUCCGUGCCACACCUGUGUUUGUGCACGAACACGCAAAAGUGUAAUCGGAGUAGGUGUGACUUCAGCCAAUUCCUCCUCUCCUCCACCAGUCUGGGGAAACACGAAUCUACUCUCCUCUACCUGACACAACUGGAGUUUUCUGCACUUAGAAGCUUUUUUCCCUCUCUAACUCACUCAGACCAGCCAAGAUGCCAGAGAACGCAGAGGCCGUUUCAGCCACUCUAACCACCAACAGGAACUGUACUAUAGAGCUCACCAAUGUCACCACUGGUUACUGUCUCAUCAACCCCAAGGUGUAUAUGUAUAGUGGUUACUGCUACCACCCACCCCAGCCCACCGUCCGUACCCCCAAGACAGAGGUGUGCUCCUUCAUCAUGGAUGACGACACAGCCACGGGCGCCGUGGGGGUCCUGACCUACGACCUUUUCCACAUUCAGAGCCGCGUGUGCUCAGAACGCAUGGCCAUCAUGUUCUCCGUGCCGUACGACUACAACUACUACAAGAACUGGCUGGGGGUCGGCGUCUUCGAGGUGGCACGCGCCUGCGACAAGCAACUGUACAACCACAUGUACAAGGAGAAGGACUUCAGCAAGUUUGUCCGAUCAGAGGCCAGUGGGUCAGGGUUGGAGUACAAGGCCCAACACGUAGACCUGAGGGCCACCAUGUCCACUGUUGGGAAGUCCAUCAUUAAGGUGGAGCUCUAUGAUAAAAUGGGGCACUAAUAAGGGUAGACAAGCUGGUAGCUGAGUCAUUUUACCCACAGCAGGAAAAGAGUUUAUAUUUAUACAUAAUCAUGUACUAAAUAUAAUAAUGAACGAAUCAACUAACUUAGGUGGUUAAUGUUAUCCAAUUAAUAAAUAUUUAUCAACUGGAAGAUAUUACUGUCUAAUUGUUCACAAUACUUGAUUCAGUGUCUUUUUCUGCACCUGUACAUGUUUGUUUUAAUAAAACAUUUAACAAUGAA